GACCGGAGUCAGUAAUUGAAGCGGGAGACCAUAGGUGUGAUGCGACCGGUUCGUGUGAGACAGUUUUUACGAGAAUACGGAUUUCAUGGGGUUGAGAGAGUUGGUGGCUUGCAAUUGGACUGGGCUUUGAUCACAGCUCUAGUGGAGAGAUGGAGGCCCGAGACCCAUUCAUUCCAUCUUCCCUUCGGAGAGGUUGGAAUUACUUUGCAGGAUGUAGAGGUUUUGCUUGGAUUGCCCGUAGAUGGCAAUCCAUUGGCGGGGAUGACAGGCCGAUCCAGAGAUCAGUGGAUUCAGAUUUGUGAGGACAUGAAGGGAUUUAGGCCUCGAACAUCCGACAUUACUUCUACUAUGAUUAAGAUGUCUGCCAUUGUUCCUAAGGAACUAACAGAUCAGAGUUUAGAUGUAGAUUACUUGCAGCAUGCUAGAGCCAUUAUGUUUAAGUUGUUGGGUGGUAGCCUAUUUCCCAACACGACCAGAAAUAGGGUUAGUUUGUAUCUUUUAGAGAUUAUCAUGGGUGACGCAAACAUUGUGCGAGGUCGUGCGAUUGGUUCGGCAGUACUCAGUUACUUGUACCGUAGUAUGUGUCGUGCUAGUGCGACGAGUGCAGCACAGAUAGGAGGUUGUCUAGUCUUGUUACAGCUUUGGGCUUGGGAGCGUCUGCCUAUGACUAGACCUAGAGGGGUUAUACCAUUGGAUCAGCUGGUAGAUGUCCCAUAUGGAGUCAGAUGGAUGUGCUACCAUCGAUGGUCAGAUUGUACCACACACUCCAUACGAGCAUACAGGGACCAGCUUGACAGAUUGCUCGAGGGAGAGUUUGUUUGGAUGCCGUAUCCGAAUCUCGAGACCCUACCGCCCUAUUGUUCAGCUGGAGUCGGAAUAUGGAUCUCUAAAAUCCCCUUGAUCUAUGCGUACGUAGUGGAGAUGUACUAUCCUGAUCGCUUUUGCAGGCAGUUUAAUGCCCUACAACACGUCCCUCAAGUUGUUGUCUACGAUCGUCAUCUACAUCAAAUUAAGUCAAAUGUUAUGCAAAUUGGCGAUGGUGAGAGACAGUAUUUAGAGAUGUGGGAGGGGCGUUAUGACGCUACAGUGCAUAUGGAGUUUGGGAUGGUGGAUGCCACACCGCAGUAUCGUCAGUGGUACUACCUUCGCGGUCGACGACAGAUAGGGAACCCUGCCCAUCCCAAACUGGAGCUACAGACAGCAUUAUACUGUAUGGCGGAUUGCAGUCAACGCCUUGAUCCUGGUAGGCAUCCAGAUGGGUUUAUACCUUCGCACGAGGUAUUGAGAGUUCAUGAGUUGUUAACAGAGUGUGUUCGUGCUCUGGGACAUGCAUCUAUCCUUGAUCACCCACAAGAGCAGCAUGCCUACAACCCAGGACAUAUCAGGAGACGGGUAGAUAGAAGGCGUGAUGCACCUGCUGUCGGAGUCCGACGUGGAGGACGGGGUAGUCGGAGGUUGCAGGUCGAUGAUGAAGAUGUACACAUCCCCAUUCAAUCUCCCCCUAUGACCCAGGAUGAUGAUGAUGAAGAUGAUGCUCAUUGGAAUGGUGAGAUACAAACCCUUAAUAGUGAAGUUCAAUACUCUGAGCUUCCGAAAAAGUCUUUGUUGUUUAAUUCUGAUAUCUCCUACGACACCUUUCUUGGUCAAAUUACUAGUGAUGUUCUUGAAGAUGGAUUCCAGGGCGUGGAAUCUGUCUAUGGUAAAUUCCCCAGACAUCAAUCUGGGGUUUAUGUUGGUUCACGACCUCUCCCAAUAAACGAUGAACCAACAUGGAGGCAUUUUAUACGGAAAGCAUCACGUGAAUACGAUGUAGUUGAAGUAUUCAUCGGGGUGUCCAAAAAUGUUGAGGAGGAAACGGAUGGUAAUCCAUUCUUUCACCAACAAAUGGAUCAACCCUCUUCAUCCCAUUUCCCUCAACAUGUUGAUGGCGAUCCAGAUGAUGCUGAGUAUAUUGCACCCUCAACGGAAGAUGAGAAAUCUUCUGAAGAUGAAGAGGACAUAUCUACAGAUGAAGGAGAAGAUGGCCAGGACAUUCGUGCAAUACCACAAUUACAUGACCGGCAAAGUCACGUACCAAAUAUGCCGUUGAGGCCAACGUUCCACAUCCCAAUUAUUGAGGUCGGCAACAGGUAUCCUUCUUUCCAAAGUCUACAACAAGCUGUGUCUUUACGGAACAUUGCGGAGCAUAGACACUUUCACACAGAAGCGAAACGGAGCCGCUAUUGGAAAGCACGUUGUGUAUAUGCCCCGCAAUGCACUUGGUUCAUACAAGCAGCAGAGAAUGCUGGGUGUAGUAUAUGGACCAUAAAGCAAUAUCAGGGGUACCACCAGUGUAGGCCGGAUUACACGCGAGCUAAGGACGACAAAUUAUUAACUAGUGAGCUCAUUAGUGGCCUGAUUGGUCCUAAAAUUGAAGAAGAUGCUGAUUAUAAAGUCAAACUCAUAAUGAGGGAUGUUUAUGAGUUGUUCCAAGUAUCCGUCUCCUAUAAGAAGGCAUGUUGUGCAAAGUCAUUGGCCAUUCAACGAUUGUACGGUAGUUGGGAGGACUCAUACAACAAGCUGGCUCCUUUGCUCGGUGCAAUAAUGGGAUCAAACCAGGGGACAGUUGUGGAUUUGCAAACCCUACCUACGAAUGCACCGACUACAUUUCAGUUCAGGCGAACCAAUGGAUAUUUGUGGCAACAAUCUGGGUAUAAUUUUCCAAUGAAUGUGUGGAAAAAGAUCAAGCACAAUGAAGAAAAUAGGCUUUAUUGUCGUGUUGUGCAGCACCACGCACAACAUGGGAUAUACUCUGUGGUUGUGGAUGGGUCCUUCAACAAUGGUCACCGCGAGACAUUUGCGGUGAAUUUAAAUGCACGGACAUGUACUUGUGGAUAUUGGUCCUACAUCAACGCUUAUUCGGGCAUCCUAAUGCCGCUUCCAGAUGAGGCCAACUGGCCUACUCCAGGAUACGAGAUUGUGAGACCAACUGCACGAGCGAGAACACAAACCGGUCGACCAACAAGAACUCGCUACCCGAAUAACAUGGACUACCGACCACGACGACGUCGCAAUGAACAAUAGCUAUAUCAUGGAUUUCAAAUGUUCAAGUUUAUGUUUUCUGAUUUUAACAAAAUAAAUUAGUUAUGUCAUGUGUUUUGUAUCCUAAAUUUUAUGGAUAAAUUUUAUGUACUCUAUCAAUAAAUGUGUUGUAAUUUA
This is a messenger RNA of Cuscuta campestris, 3198 nucleotides long. NCBI's taxonomy places the organism in Eukaryota, Viridiplantae, Streptophyta, Magnoliopsida, Solanales, Convolvulaceae. The record is from the annotation of a GenBank genome assembly.